This is a messenger RNA of Phaethon lepturus (White-tailed tropicbird), 860 nucleotides long. RefSeq names its product myotubularin-related protein 4-like. Gene Ontology annotation, biological process: regulation of autophagy. NCBI's taxonomy places the organism in Eukaryota, Metazoa, Chordata, Aves, Phaethontiformes, Phaethontidae. The annotation marks the transcript as partial. The transcript is spliced from 8 exons. Gene Ontology annotation, molecular function: protein phosphatase binding; phosphatidylinositol-3,5-bisphosphate 3-phosphatase activity. The record is from RefSeq and is a predicted model, not a curated record.
GAAGAGGAGUUUUCUUGCUCAGAGAAGAUCCGAUGCUUCUUCCUGCAGAAAGCCCCCAGAAGGACUCAUGGCCAAACAGGCUCUGAGGGCUUCGGGAGAUGGCUGGCUGUGCCUCAGCGUCGGAGCGAGCCGCUGGCAGGAGAGGCCCCGGAGCCCCCCGUGGUCUCCAGUGACCGGUGGCUGCUGGAGCAGGGUGAGGAAGGCCCUCCCAGUUUGGAGUAUAUCCAGGCCAAGGACUUGUUCCCCCCAAAAGAGCUUGUAAAGGAGGAAGAGUCAUUGCAGGUCCCAUUCACUGUGUUGCAGGGUGAGGGAGUGGAGUAUCUUGGCCAUGCGAACGAUGCUGUGAUCGCCAUCUCCAACUACCGGCUUCAUAUCAAAUUCAAGGAUUCUGUGAUCAAUGUGCCUUUGAGGAUGAUGGAAAGUGUGGAGUGUCGGGAUAUGUUCCAGCUUCACAUCGUCUGCAAGGACUCCAAAGUGAUCAGGUGCCAUUUUUCCACCUUUAAGCAGUGCCAGGAGUGGCUAAAGAGGCUAACUCGAGCCAUUGCCCGCCCAGCUAAGCCUGAGGACCUCUUUGCAUUUGCCUACCACGCGUGGUGCUUAGGAGUCUGUGUUGAUGAGGAGGAUCAACAUGCACAUCUCUGCCGUCCAGGAGACCAUGUGAGAUACCGAUUUGAGAUGGAGCUGGUGAGGAUGGGCUUUGACUUGCAGAAUGUCUGGCGUGUCUCUGACAUCAACAGCAAUUACAAGCUUUGUUCCAGUUAUCCCCAGAAGCUGCUGGUCCCUGUCUGGAUCACCGAUAAGGAGCUAGAGAACGUGGCUUCGUUUAGGUCGUGGAAGAGGAUUCCUGUGGUGGUGUACAG